Cucurbita moschata (crookneck pumpkin) is the source of this 2338-nucleotide messenger RNA. RefSeq names its product LRR receptor-like serine/threonine-protein kinase GSO1. The transcript is spliced from 3 exons. The record is from RefSeq and is a predicted model, not a curated record. NCBI's taxonomy places the organism in Eukaryota, Viridiplantae, Streptophyta, Magnoliopsida, Cucurbitales, Cucurbitaceae. Gene Ontology annotation, molecular function: protein binding. The coding region runs from base 913 to 2169 and encodes 418 amino acids.
CUCAAGGUAGGGAAGGGCAAAGGUCCUUCGUUCCAUGGUAUGAGCCUCCUUUUCCCUUGCAAAUUUGUGAGAGAAAAGCAGUUACUUCUUGACCUGGAAAAUGAGAACGUUAGAAGAAGAGAGAAGGGAAAAAUAAAUCGUGCAGAAGUUAUCGUGGGUGCGUCGAAAGCGCAUGAGGAAGCCAUAGCAUGCACCAAAACCUCAGAUAGCAGAAGCCUCCAAAGCUCUCCACAUGGAUGUCUGCCCAUUUGCGUUUCAGAGCAUAACGUACGAUUAUUGAACCUCUGCAAAAGUCAUUUGGAUUUUACCAUAUCAAAAUCAUCAUGGCGGAUGUUGGCUCUGCACCUACCGACACAAUUCAUCCAUACACUCUAAUCUCAGAUGGGAUCAACGAGAAGCCCUUAGGAGGGACAUACUAUUUAUUGAUAUAAAUAUAAGGUGGUUGAAGGAAAGGCAUUCUUGAAUAAGAAAGGUCGGUAAAUAAUUUCUCUCCAUAAAAUAUAUAUUUUUUUGUUCGUAUAAUCAUCUCAAAUAUGAACGAUAUGAUCUGUUUUUUAGGAUAUUGUGUCUUGAAUCUUUCAAGUUUAUGGUUAGAUAUUCUAAAGAAAGUAGUGUCGGUUCGUCUUUGUUCUAUAAAUUUUGGGAAAAUAUUAACAUCGAAUCCUCUCUUGUUGUAUAGAAAUUAUUAAGGCGGGUAAUCGAACCUAGCGUGUAAGGUAUCAAGAGGAGAGUCUCAUCAACUCUUUGAGUGAUUGUGUAUUUGACAGUCUCAUCAUAACAGUGGACCUAACUUCAUAUGAACUUCUCUUUUUUUCCUUUUUUGGAUUAAAGAUCACAUUUUUACGAUCUCUUCUAAACAUUUCCUCCAUUCCCAAAUCCUUGCUUAGCUCAGCUCUGCUCUGCUCUGCUCCAAUGGCUGAAACUCCCUUCUCUCUCCCUCUCAUCCUUCUCCUUGUUCUCUCUCUCCCUCCUUCUCUGUCCCUUCAGUUGCAGGGGAACAUCAGCGCCGCCGAUCUUCAAGCUCUAAGAGUCAUUAAAAACACCCUCACUGAUCUCCCCCACCGCCGGAGCCCUUCCGGUCCCGGGUUUUUCUCCACUUGGGACUUCUCCUCCCUGGAUCCCUGCUCCUCCUUCUCCGGCGUCGUCUGUGAUCUCGGCCGUGUCACAAUUCUCUCUCUUGGCACUGGUGGCUCUGAUUCGCCUGGCCUUGCUGGGUCUCUCCCGGCUGCCAUUUCCGACCUCUCCGAGCUUACCCAGCUCAUCCUCUUCCCUGGCAUUGUUACCGGUCCGAUUCCGCCCCAACUGGGCUAUCUCCGGAAUCUUCGAGUUCUUUCCUUAACGAACAACCGCCUCACCGGCACAAUUCCGGACACCCUUUCCGCUCUCUUUCGUCUCCACACUCUCGACCUCAGCCAUAACCAGCUCGCCGGAAUUAUUCCCCCGACGCUCACUAAGCUUCCUGACCUGAAAAUUUUGAUCCUCUCGUCGAACCAAUUCUUCGGUGAAAUUCCUGCCGACAUUUCGUCGCCUCUCCUUCAUCUCGAUUUGAAAUCUAACCGAUUAAACGGUACUCUUCCCCGGUCGCUGCCGUCGUCUCUCCGGUAUCUGUCGCUUUCAGAGAACUCACUGUGGGGCCCUCUUCGCGACGGGCUUGAUUCUCUAUCGGAGUUAGUGUAUCUCGACUUGAGCGUGAACCUAUUCAGUGGGCCCAUCCCUUUCUCUCUCUUCUCACGCCCUUCCCUCUCCUCUCUGCUCCUCCAACGGAAUUCUUUCUCCGGCAAGGUCCCACCGCUGCCCGAACACACAAGCCCGGUGAUGUAUGGGGUUGGAUCCGUCGUGGAUUUGAGCCACAACAAUCUGUAUGGAGAGAUGUCGGCAAUUUUCGCCGGCGUCGAGACGCUGUUCUUGAACAACAACCGCCUCAUCGGAUCCAUACCGGUGGAGUACGUGAAGAGUGUGAGAAGCGGCAGCACCACCACUCUGUAUUUACAGCACAAUUUCAUAUCCGGGUUUCCACUGGAAGCCGGUGCCGAUUUGCCCGACACGGCGGCGCUUUGUUUGUCCUAUAAUUGCAUGGAGCCGCCGGUGGGCGUACAGUCCUGCCCGGCCAGCGUCGGCGCGUCGCUGUCCCGGCCGCCAUGGCAAUGUCCACUGCUAAAAAGUCCAUGAAAGUAGCUAAAAUUAUUAAUAAAUCAUAGAAUACAAGUUUUUUUUUCCCGUUUUUAUUGGGUUUUUUUGGGUGUGAAUCUCUUAUCUUGUGUUUUUUUUUCCCACAAUUGGGAGUUCAUGUAAUUGUUUUGCAACACUGAUCGAAUGAAUACUUUAGUUUGUUGGUUCA